GUUGUUGGGCUCCUCUGAGCGGUUGAGGUUGGGGCUGGGGUUGAGCUCGGGUUGGGUUCCUCCUGGGGCAGGAGGGAAAGGCGGGAGCCAGGGCGUCAGGGCCUGCGGACGAUGUGUGUGUGAAAGGGCGCGUCAGCCAUAAGAAGCCAUAUGCGUGCGAGCCGGUCCCCACCGUCCCCGCGGCGUUGUCACCAUCAUCAUGAGGCCACUGGAGCAGCCUCAGGCGCUGCUGCCGGGGGGCCGGGCGCGGGGUGCGUCGGGCUCUGCAGGUUGGCACUCACACCCAGCGCGCAGGAUGGCAGGAAUAGCACAUUUCAAACCUACAAGAAAGAAGUGUGCCUCCCCCGUCAUUCGAUGCACCCUGGCCCCUGGGCCAUCUGCUGUGAAUGCCAGACCAGAUUCGGGGGCCGCCUGCCUGUGUCCAGGGUGGAAGCAGCACUGCCUUACUGGGUCCCUCUGUCCCUGAGACCCCGAAAGCAGAGUCAAAAGACGGUUCAAUUUCCUAUCCCCCAAACCGCCAAGAUGUGCCCCUGCCUAUGCCACCGCUUUGGGGGCCGCCUCCCGAUGCCUAGGGACCAGGCAGUGAUGCCCUACUGGGUGCCCCAGGUCCUGAGGUCUCAGCAGCAGAUAGUCAGGAGGCAGCAGAGUUUGAAAGGCAUCCAAGCACCCCUGCUGGAUGCAUGCUGCUGGCACAACUGCUGGCGGAUCUGCGGUGAUGAGUGCCUGUUGUCCAAGUUCCAGCAGCUCCAGGCCCCCUACCAGGACCAGCUACCGGCUCCUGCAGCGCGUCUGCUGCCCCUCGGCCUCCUGACCCUCCUCCAGGCCAUCCCGAGGGUCAUCAUGGCCAUUCGCCAGUGUUUUGGGGUUUGAAGUUGGAAUCUUCAGCUACUGUCAAGAACAGCCACAAAAAUGUGUCACGAUCAAGAUCUUUGAGAGUCCACCAAUCAGGAGGCGUCUGUGACAGUCGCUGUCUUCUCAGAACAGAAUCCACACCCAGGAUUCAACCCAAAUGAUUUCUCAUCAGGUGAUUCUUGGUUGUAGCAAAGUUCAUGUGAAUGUGGGUGAGUUUCUGUUAUGAAUGUGGUCAAUAAAUGUUAUUUGUGAAACUCUAAA
This is a messenger RNA of Homo sapiens (human), 1113 nucleotides long. RefSeq names its product chromosome 16 open reading frame 95 (gene C16orf95). The transcript has 7 exons. NCBI's taxonomy places the organism in Eukaryota, Metazoa, Chordata, Mammalia, Primates, Hominidae. Bases 151 to 870 code for a protein of 239 amino acids. The record is from RefSeq and is marked validated.